Peromyscus maniculatus bairdii (prairie deer mouse) is the source of this 4235-nucleotide messenger RNA. NCBI's taxonomy places the organism in Eukaryota, Metazoa, Chordata, Mammalia, Rodentia, Cricetidae. The record is from RefSeq and is a predicted model, not a curated record.
CACUGCCACUUUUGUCUUCUCAGCAGACGUAACAGAGUAUCCAGCAUGCUGUCCCGACGCCUUGGUAAGCGCUCCCUCUUGGGAGCCCGGGUGUUGGGACCUAGUGCCUCUGAGGUGCCACUGGGGACCAGCCUACCCUUGGAACCACAGAUAGAAGUGCCCGAAGGAGCCACGCCCAAGCCCUCACUUACCUCUAAGGACCCUAUGUGCCAGGAGCAGCCCAAGGAGGUCCUCAAGGCUCUGGGUACCUCAGGCCCCCCACAGGUGGCCUUUCAGCCCGGACAGAAGGUCUGUGUGUGGUACGGGGGUCAGGAGUGCAAGGGCCUGGUGGAGCAGCACAGCUGGCCUGAGGACAAGGUGACGGUCCGGCUGCUGGACCAGAAGUUACAGGUUUGCUGUAAAGUGGAAGAGGUGUGGCUGGCGGAGCUGCAGGCUCCCACAUCCCAGGUGCCAGCCUACAGACCCGUGUCUCGGAACAUCGAUGUCCCAAAGAGGAAGUCGGAUGCAGUGGAGAUGGAUGAGAUGAUGGCCGCAAUGGUGCUGACGUCUCUGUCUUGCAGUCCUGUGGUACAGAGUCCUCCUGGGGCCGAGCCCAUCUUCUCUGUUUCCCGUGCAGCCUGCGGUGACCCCUGGAAGGAGAGCGGGGACGUGUCGGACAGCGGCAGUAGCACUACCAGCGGGCACUGGAGCGGGAGCAGUGGCAUCUCCACCCCCUCGCCCCCCCACCCUCGGGCCAGCCCCAAGUACCUGGGUGACGCCUUUGGGUCCCCCCAAACUGAUCAUGGCUUUGAGACCGAUUCGGACCCGUUCCUGUUGGACGAACCAGCCCCACGCAAGAGGAAGAACUCUGUGAAGGUGAUGUACAAGUGCCUGUGGCCCAGCUGUGGCAAGGUUCUGCGCUCAAUCGUGGGCAUCAAACGACACGUCAAAGCCCUCCACCUGGGGGACACGGUGGACUCUGAUCAGUUCAAGCGGGAGGAAGACUUUUACUACACAGAGAUGCAGCUGAAGGAAGAGUCUGCUCUGGCUGUGGCUGCCCCCCCUGCCCCUGGGACACCCAGCGGCGGCGAGCCGGCCCCCACCUCCCGCGUGACCAGCCCGUCCCUUGCUCCUCUUUCGUUGCCCCCACCCAAAGGCCAGGCCUCUGGCCCGGAACACGCUGGCCUGGAGUCUCCCCUGCCGUCUGUCGCACUCAGCAAGUCAGCUCCUGGCUCCUUCUGGCACAUUCAGGCUGACCACGCAUACCAGGCUCUGCCCUCCUUCCAGAUCCCCGUCUCCCCCCACAUCUACACCAGCAUCAGCUGGGCUGCUGCCCCUACCGCCACCUCCCCGCUCUCUCCGGUCCGGAGCCGGUCACUCAGCUUCAGCGAGCCCCAGCAGCCGCCACCCACCGUGAAAUCUCACUUGAUCGUCACCUCCCCACCCCGGGCGCAGAGCACCUCCAGGAAAGCCCGCGGCGAAGCCAAGAAGUGCCGUAAGGUGUACGGCAUAGAGCACCGGGACCAGUGGUGCACAGCCUGCCGAUGGAAGAAGGCCUGCCAGCGCUUCCUGGACUGAGCCUGCCUCUCCCAGCCCCGCUCCCCACCCUGCCUGGCAGCCAGAGGGUCUCCAGGCCCGCGGCCAUCAGCAGAACACAGAGCGGCAUGGAGUGGACGUGGGCAGCUGGGGCUCCAUUGGCUAAGAUUUAACACUUAAAAAACACUUUCUCCCCCUUGUGGGAAUGUUUUAUUUUUAAAAGAAAAAACAAAAUGAAAAUAUUUUUUCCCCCCUAAAAUAGAAGAGAGCCAAAAUUGACCAAGGGUAUUCUGCAGCGAACCAGAGACCAAAGAAUUACCCCCUCCCCCACCCCCUUGGGGACUAGUUUGUACGCAUCAAAAGUAGGACAGGAUGCCUUGCCCAUUUUUUUUUUUUUUUUUUUUUUUUGUGCUGAGCUGGUGAAUCCUUUGCUCCUUUAGCUAUUCCAGAAUGGACUGUGAGCAAAAUGAGUUUCCUUUUCUUAGGAAAAGAAAAAAAAAAGUAAGACCUUUCUGGCAGGUGGAUGCCCCAGGGAGCAGUCGCGGGACUCUGGGAAGAGUAGGUGGCUGUACCUGGUGAGGUGCAGUGUUACUUCUGUUGGAGCAGCUUCUGGGGAUGGAAGAGGGCAGACACCCUUCUUCGGUGGCACCUUUGGGAUCUGAGUCCCCUCAGAUGUUGGGUUGCAUGCCAGUAACCAUUAUAUGGCUUCUUCUCAAAGCCUGUCCCCCAAAAUACUGAGCCAAAAGGCUAAUAUGAAUUCAGUUUGAGAAUGUGGCCUUGAAACACUACCCUGAGCAUCCUUCCAGCACUGAGAGGAAAUGUGGAGGUCUCCACAGAAACUUUGCUUCCCCCGAGUAAAGUCCUUCCUGAGGUCUCUUCCCUCCCGAGUGUCACAGAGGUUCUUGUCCUCUUGUCUGAUGUGGAAGUCUUUGAGGAUGAAGCCUUCUUUCCCAAGGGGGUUCUCUGGGAGAUCCUAGCAGACUCUGCCUCUGUGCCUGCUGAGCAUGACUUCCAGGACCCAGCUGUCUUGGACUGGAGUCCCAGGUGUCACAGGCUCAGGGAGUGCCACCAGGCCACCUCUCCAGGGACUGAGUAGUAUUGACUCAUUAGCUUGUCACGGAGACCAUUCUCCUGACCACUGAGGCUCCACUGGUGGCCUUACAUGGGAGACACAACGUCUGCUUUUCAGUCCGAGACACACUAAGUACACACAAGAACCUAAGAGAUUGUGUGUGUGUAUGUGUGUGUGACGUGCGUGAAGGGUAGUGGUAACCUGGGCUGCUGAUGGAGGGGAGAGACGCGGGUGUCUUUGGUAGGGGUGUGUGUUUAUAACAAACCAGGCCAGCCAGAGGUGACCCUGGGCCCUUCUGCCCCUCCAACCUCAUGGAGAUUUGAGCUGCCAGCAGAAGUUUGUUUCCUCUCUUUGCUCCCCGCGAUGCUCAGCUUCCAAUCUUACUGGAGAGGGGAGGGGAAUAUCGAGACAGCUUCUGGACAUGGAGAGACCCCCCCAGGAGGCUCUCCUCUCCCCUUCUUAAUCCCAGCGCCGUGGACUAAGCCUCCACUUCAGCCAGAGGCAUUGUAAUCCCAGCCUUGGUUUGGAGCUUGCGGUUGUAACUGACUGUAAUGAUUUUCUCCAUUUGAAGCAGGCUUCCCAUGCCAUUGGCGUGCCGGGCAGAAAAGUAAGAGGGAAAAAAAGGAAUUGAUGGAUGGUUUGAAAACUGAGGGCGUUUUGAUUUUGUUCGGUUCUGUAUUCCAUUUCUGUGCAGCCUUUCACGUCUGCAUUCUUUCUCUCUUUUUUCUGCCUUGGUAGCCUCCCGCCCACUGUCGUGGCCAGCCCCCCCUCCCCCUUUCCCCUAUGUCUUGAUGCUUUCGUAUUGGUUCCCGACACACGACACACGGUCUGGCUUUGGGUUUGAAGGGCGAGGGUGGCUUGUGAGCACACCCAGCCGUCAGUCAGGCCCGCCGCUUCCUUCAUCUCUCCUAUCUCCCUGCUUUCCAGCCCCAUGGGUUCGGAAUCUGACUGGGUGAAGGUGCCACAGGUGUGCUUUUGAAAGCAACAGGACCUAGCGUGCGAACAGUUAUCUCGGGGAACUGUCUAGCCAUGUCCCCGUUAUUCAGAGCGCUCCCGGAGUUACCUUCAGAUCCGUGGUGGGAGCAGCUGCAAGUGAGUCUGCGCCGUGCAUUCUCAACUCGGUGCCGCGAGCCCGUGGGUACUGUCUGUGGCCAGCCGAGGUCUCGGGUAACAACAGGCUUGGAUCAGGGAUGAGGCUUUUAACCUGGCCCUGAAAGAGAGCCGUGUUGCCACUUGAGACAGUCCUGAGAGCAACGGCUGCCUUGUCCCAGUGAGUGCAAAGCUCGAUGCCUUAGAGGACCCUGUGAAAUUGGACGUGGAAGCUGAUUGGGUGGAAGAUAUCUGUUCUGUGACUUUCCGGUCACCCCAGGUUCUGACUUUACCAGGGGCAAAUAAAAAAGAAAAAAGAAAGAAAAAAAAGAAAAAAUUAAAAAAAUUUAAAAAGAUGAAAGCAAAACAAGAAGGGAGAAGAAUCCCAUCCGUGAAUUUGUCCCGUAGACGCUUACCCCCUCCCCCACCCCGGCCCCCGCUGUCUUCCAAGUAUUAUUUUUACUGUUAAGAUUUUUUUUAAAUGUGAAAUGAAAUGUAAUGUUUUUACAGCAAUGAUAUGAAAUAUAUUUUAUAAGGAAUAAAAUGGUACAUUGUCUGA